UCGAACCAAUGCCUUCAGUCUGCGAGAGACUCGCGGUUGGGUUGGUGUUUUGCGUCUAGCGUGUAAUUCGCGUUUCUUCGUAAUUCACUUUAUGGUUUAACUUCUCGUAGUUAGAAGGUUAUUUUUAUUUCUAAAUUUCAGAAAGUGUGUUUGCGCAUUGUCGCGUAUAUUUAUUAUACACGCGUAAAGUAUUGUGAAUAUGACAAACAUAUCCAAGGGCAAAAGAUCGUCCGCGAAAUUAAAAAGUAUGGGCGACCACGAUGCUUUUUUGAGUAGAAUUAGCAAGACACUUUAUUAUUCUAAAUUACCAAUGACCGAUUGCCUCAGUUUACCAGUAACUGAAUUAGCUGCGGAAUUGUUUACUGAAGCAAAGAAUGGACGCACGCUGGAACGCCUCGAUGUUGAAGAAGCGAGCCGUGUCUCUCGAAAUGCAUGUGUCUCACCAUGUUCUUUGGUUCUUGCUCUGUUGUAUCUGGAACGUUUGAAGGAUUGUAACCCUGAGUACCUUAACAAAGUGGCACCAUCUGAACUAUUUCUGGUUUCCUUGAUGGUAGCCAGCAAGUUUUUGCAUGAUGAUGGAGAGGAGGAUGAGGUAUUUAAUAAUGAAUGGGCACGCUCUGGAGACCUGACUGUACCACAGAUUAAUAGAUUGGAAAAGGAAUUCCUCAAUGCCAUUGAUUGGGCAGUCUUUAUUGCUGAUCACGAUUUUUGGGAACGUCUACAAAAACUAGAAAAAGAUGUGGCGUAUAAAGAAGCUCGUAAAAGAGGUUGGUUCUCUUACACAGAGCUUACUCGCUUAAUGGAUUCAGCUUGUCUUGCAACGGUCAUCCAUACCCUGGUCAGUGUGUCUUCGGUCUGUUUGGCAACCUACGCAGCAGGAGUAGUUACACUGUUUGGUUCGGCUUUGGUGGCAAGUCACCUACCUGGCACCAUUUUACUUGCUCCUGGUCAAAGUGUCGUGCAGUCUGAGCUAGUGGAAAACAACCAGAUCGUCACUCCAGAAAACAAGAUGACAACUGAUAAAGCUGAGACGAACGUAACAGAUUUAUUCCCCUGCACAGAAAUUCAUAAUCCUUGUAGUGAUUUGGAGAGAGUUAACAGAACCGAAAACGUCGGAUGGGAGUGGUGGUUAAGUUCAAUAAUGACCUGGCUCCCAGAAUACUCAGCCCUUCAAAACGACAUAGACUUUGAUGGACAGGAAUUAUCAGAUGUAACCAGUGCCUUUAUGGAACAAUCCCCAUAUAAGGAUGAUAACCCUGUUGAAAAUGCUGUAGAUCUGAUUAUCGACUGGAAAGAGACCCUUGGUUUAGAGUUGAGUUACCCUUCAAAGGACUGGAGGUAUUAUGCAAAUUACGUAACAAAAAUUUCUCUCGGACAUAGUCACUGAUCCCCAGUGCACGCAUUGUGCAUCUAGCAUAACGCUUUCACAAUCCUACAUUGAUAAUAUUAAGAAUACAUUCAUUCAUACAUGAAAAUAUAUUUUUUGUACCGAGCGCUAUGAAAAGCAACGGAAUAAUUUUUCCAAUAAAAGCGAGUCUACUACUUAAA
Molecule: messenger RNA, 1548 nt
Organism: Cephus cinctus (wheat stem sawfly)
Lineage: Eukaryota; Metazoa; Arthropoda; Insecta; Hymenoptera; Cephidae
Product: protein CNPPD1
Exons: 5
Coding region: 200-1387 (395 amino acids)
Biological process (GO): regulation of cyclin-dependent protein serine/threonine kinase activity
Cellular component (GO): nucleus; cyclin-dependent protein kinase holoenzyme complex
Molecular function (GO): cyclin-dependent protein serine/threonine kinase regulator activity; protein kinase binding
Source: RefSeq, a predicted model, not a curated record